AUGCGUACGUUUUUGAGAAAGGCAGAGUCUGUCAACCAAGUAAUAGAGAAACUACGUCAAAAUUUUGGUCGAAUGGAAACAUUCCAUGCGGUAAUACAUCGAUUGACGGGAAUGAUUCAAGAAAAUAAUGAAAGUGUAACAAAAUUUGGUGCGCGUCUGGAGGGUAUAAAAGCGGAAGCGGAGAAUAAAAUAAACAGGAGUGGAUUAACAGCAGAACAAAAAGAUUAUCGAACAAAGGAUUUGGAGGCGACAGUGCUGGAAACCUUUAUUAAUGGACUCUACGAAAAAUUAUCGUUCGCAGUCUCAAAUAAAGAACCCAGAACUUUAGCAGACGCAAUAAAGAUCGCAAUGGAGGCGGAGAUACAAUACGAGAGGACGAAAGCAGCGGAAAGAGCGAGAGAAGGAAAACUAAGGUUCAAGGAGCGGGAGCAUGCAAGGAUAAGACAGCUAACGCUUGAAGAAGAGGUGAAAGAAGAAAGUAAACAAGAAGGCACAGAAUAUGUUCAUAAACCAAAACCCAGCGCGGAAUUUACGUAUACAAUUACUAACGAGAAGAUUGCGGACAAUGGAGACAAGCGAAGCUGUUUCACAUGCGGGCAAGUUGGGCAUUUGGCACGAAAUUGUCCAGUUCCAAUACAAAGCAAACGAAAUUCUUGGGCACCAAUGAAUCAGCAGGAAUUCCGGGGAAGAGUUCCACAGCAACAGGAGCGGUACUAUGUGCAAAACGAUAGAUACAGAGGAAAUGGGAGAUAUAAUUAUGGAAGAAGCGGUAAUAAUUGGCAGAAUAAUGGUAACUAUGUAUAUGGACAGAAUGGCAACAAUUAUAAUGGGUAUCGAAAUGGAAAUAAUUAUGGAAAUCAAUGGGGAAAUUAUGGAAAUAAUGGUUACUACGGCAGAGGCAGAGGUCAAGAAUUUCAAGGCAAUCUCAACAGGCGGUACAAUAAUUAUGGUAACUCAGGUGCAAUGGUGACGAACGCGUUCGAAACGCAGCGGCUUAUGAACAGUUUGCCUGGUAAUUACGACAAUAGAUGGGACGGAUCACGUGGAGUUAAUCAGCAGAACCGGGGAAAUCAGAUGUCCAACAGGGGUCCAAACACACGGCCUUUAAACUAG
This is a messenger RNA of Microplitis mediator, 1113 nucleotides long. RefSeq lists its product as uncharacterized. Lineage: Eukaryota; Metazoa; Arthropoda; Insecta; Hymenoptera; Braconidae. Bases 1 to 1113 code for a protein of 370 amino acids. The transcript has a single exon. The record is from RefSeq and is a predicted model, not a curated record. Gene Ontology annotation, molecular function: nucleic acid binding; zinc ion binding.